This is a messenger RNA of Xenopus tropicalis (tropical clawed frog), 2972 nucleotides long. RefSeq names its product mitogen-activated protein kinase kinase 6 (gene map2k6). The record is from RefSeq and is marked provisional. NCBI's taxonomy places the organism in Eukaryota, Metazoa, Chordata, Amphibia, Anura, Pipidae. Gene Ontology annotation, molecular function: kinase activity; MAP kinase kinase activity; transferase activity.
CCCUGGCCCAUCAUGUAGGUGCAGAGCCCGGGCUCUCGGCUGCAACUGCAAAGGGGAUAUCAGAGAGAGAGGGAAAAGGAAAGCGACAUUGAGAAGGGGAGGGCUGUUUGGCCAGUUUGCAUUUGCUACUUGCACUUGUGCAAUUCCACAGAUCCAGCCGAGCGAGGAGUCCUGCAGCAGCCCGAUCCUGCAUAAACUAGACUGGGAGCCUGCAGUUUGCAUCUUUGUUGUACAACUAGAGAGAGAGAGAGGGGAGAGGCAAAGUCUUUUGUGCACCCCUCCCCCAGCCCAGCACAGGGGAGAGAGAGAGAGAGAGAGAGAGAAUGGCUCAGCCGAGAGGCAAGAAGAAAAAUCCUGGGCUGAAAAUUCCAAAGGAGGCAUUUGACCAGCCACAAGUCAGCUCUCCGACGCCACCACGGGACUUGGACUCCAAAGCCUGCAUCCUCAUAGGAGAAAAGAACUUUGAAGUCAAGGCCGAUGACUUGGAACCAAUAGAAGAGCUAGGCCGGGGAGCCUAUGGUGUCGUGGAAAAGAUGCGCCAUGUUCCCAGUGAGCAGAUAAUGGCAGUGAAGCGCAUCAGAGCAACUGUGAACAGCCAGGAACAGAAAAGGCUGCUGAUGGACCUGGAUAUCUCUAUGCGCACAGUGGACUGCCAUUUUACUGUCACGUUUUAUGGGGCCUUAUUUAGAGAGGGGGAUGUCUGGAUCUGCAUGGAGUUGAUGGAUACGUCACUGGAUAAAUUUUACAAGAAUGUGAUUGACAAAGGCCUGACCAUCCCCGAGGACAUACUAGGAAAAAUAGCAGUUUCGAUUGUUAGAGCAUUAGAACAUCUGCAUAGUAAACUCUCAGUGAUCCACAGAGAUGUGAAACCCUCCAACGUACUGAUAAACAAAGAAGGCCAGGUGAAGAUGUGUGACUUUGGAAUCAGCGGUUAUCUUGUUGACUCUGUAGCCAAAACCAUGGAUGCUGGCUGCAAACCCUACAUGGCUCCUGAAAGAAUAAACCCAGAGCUGAACCAGAAAGGGUAUAGUGUAAAAUCGGACAUUUGGAGCCUUGGAAUAACAUUGAUUGAACUGGCCAUUCUGCGGUUUCCAUAUGACUCCUGGGGGACCCCUUUCCAACAGCUAAAACAAGUGGUCGAAGAGCCCUCCCCACAGCUGCCUGCAGACAAGUUUUCUGCUGAGUUUGUUGACUUUACCUCAAAGUGCUUGAAGAAAAAUUCCAAAGAGCGUCCAACUUAUCCAGAGCUUAUGCAACACCAUUUCUUUGUGCUGCAUGAAUCCAAGAACACUGAUGUGGCAUCUUUCGUUAAACGCAUCUUGGGAGAUUAAGUAUAUGCAGUAUAGCCGGUCUCACCUUCUCAUGGACUUUUCCUCUGACAGGACACACGGAAUGGCUUAAAUUGGCUGUCCUACUUAAUCAAGCACCAGUAGAAAUGCCUCAUGGGACUGGGAAAACUGGACUCAAUAGUUCUUUCUAAUGGCCACUCUUCGCUACGGAACGGUUUUUCCAGCAUGGAAAGAUGUCUAACCCCUAUGCUGCCAUAGGUACCCUUAUGGCUGUACAGGUGUUACUAUAGAUGCCUCUUGCCAAAGGGUGUAACUUUGACUGCUGCCGUAUGGGGUUUAUAUUUAGGUUUCCUAUUCUUUUUGACCUUUUUGUAUUGGUUCUAGGUGCUAUUUUAGUUCCUCUUUAACAUGGUUUCUUCUUUAUUUUUUUCCUUCCUACUUUCAUUUUGGAGAUAUUUAUGUUCUGUAUUCUGAUUAGGUUUGGUUUUUAUGAAAGGACGUGUGUGUGAUAUAAGAGGAGAACAGUGGCAAAUAUUUAUAGGGUUUUGCUGGUGAGAGGGUGAAAUCUUUGUGUCCGCUAUUAUUUAAGUUGUUUUUUUUUUUGUUUUGUUUCUGGAACUGCUAAAGAAUUCUGGAAUUUUUCUUUGGAAUGAGAAUAGGUAUAUGUGCGGAGAUUAUGACUUGGUCACACAUGAAUAAAUAGUGUUGGCUUGUUGUUGAUUACUGAGGGGCAGGCAGUUGUCCCCUCUCAGAAGGAAUCCAGACAUAGUCUACUGUGUUAUCUGAAGCCUUAAUAACCUUUAAAAGUGGAGAUUUUUUCCUGUAGAAUAAUCUUGAGGUUCUGUAAUAAUGUUACGCCUGAAAGAGAAGAGAAUUAAAAUGAUUUACCUCUCCUGUGGUGAGCAAUCUUAUUGACAGUUUGUGGUUACAUGCAGCAGGCCCUUCUAGUUCUCCUACCUCCCUUCUUAUUUCAUAUAUCUUGCUACUUUGGAUAAUUAUAGGGCGACAUAGGGCCAACCAAUCAUUUUUUUUUGUCCACGCAGACUUUCACUGUAACCAGUAACAUUUGAGGUUUCUGUUGAAGUCGAACUCUUCCCAGAGGUUGUCUUCCUCUUUGUCCUUUGCCCCUUAUCUUUCUCAUUUUUCCUGUUGGAGGAUUUUGCUUGUGCUUUACUCUUUUUAAAGUAUUUUACAGCAUUUAGAAAUUAUAUAUAUAUUUUUUUUCUGUGUUUUAUACCUCUUUUCCCCUGAGGGGUCUGCAACUGAUUAGAACUUUUUCCCCUUUCUAGAUCUACAUGAGGGUGAAUCCACCAUAAAAACACCUGAGUAAAUUGUGAUUUCUAAUAAAUUACACACAGUUUUUUUUUUGUUUUGUUUUUUUUAAUUUAUAACCAUUUUUUGUUGCUGCAUGAGGCACCUGCAGGUCUUUGCAAGAGGUAAACCAGUCAUGGUAUCCAUGACAAAUAGAAAUGUUUGUAUUGUGCAGAGGUGAGUUUAUUCAGGGCAUCAUUUUUUUCUGUUUAGUUCAAAUUUGGCCAUUGUAUGUUGUAUGACUUCGACAGCGGAUACUGUGGGGUUAUAAUACUAUGUAUGUCCUUAAUGAGCAAAACACAGAGAAAACUAGGAGUAUAUUUCCAAUCCAGUGACAUGUCUUGCAUACCAAUUAUAUUUUUUAAUGUCAAA